AUGGGAGGGGUGGCGGUGGACACGGAUGCAGGGGGUGUCAAGGCUCCAGAUGGAGGGUGGGGCUGGGUGGUGCUGGCCGGCUGUUUUGUCAUCACGGGCUUCUCCUACGCUUUCCCCAAAGCGGUCAGUGUGUUUUUCAAAGAGCUGAUCAAGGAGUUUGGGGUGGGAUACAGCGACACUGCCUGGAUCUCCUCCAUACUGCUGGCCAUGCUCUACGGCACAGGUCCUCUGUGCAGCAUCCUGGUGAACCGCUUCGGCUGUCGUCCAGUGAUGAUGGUUGGAGGCCUCUUUGCCUCUCUGGGAAUGAUCCUGGCCUCUUUCGCCACCAGCAUCAUCCACAUCUACCUCACUGCUGGAGUCAUUACAGGUCUGGGGUUAGCUCUGAACUUCCAGCCAUCUCUGAUUAUGCUGAACCGCUACUUCAGUGAGAAGCGUCCUCUGGCCAAUGGCCUCUCAGCAGCAGGCAGCCCUGUGGCCCUGUGCUGCCUCUCACCACUGGGACAGGUCCUUCAGUACCAGUAUGGAUGGAGGGGGGGCUUCCUCAUCCUAGGUGGCAUUCUGUUGAACUGCUGUGUGUGCGGGGCCCUCAUGAAGCCUCUUGUCCCCCAUAAGACCCCAAAGGAACUGGGAGAGGACAACGACAAAGAUGGGGAAGAAAAGAAGAAGAAGCCCAAAGCCAAGCUGCUGGACUUCUCUGUCUUUAAAGACUGUGGCUUCGUCAUCUACACUGUGGCGGCGUCCAUCAUGGUUCUGGGGCUGUUUGUGCCUCCAGUGUUUGUCGUGAGCUACGCUAAGGAGCUGGGGAAUGAGGACACCAAAUCUGCUCUGCUGCUCACUAUCCUGGGCUUCAUUGACAUUUUUGCACGGCCCACGUGUGGCGUGAUCGCCGGACUGAAAUGGGUUCGGCCUCGAUGCGUCUACCUCUUCAGCUUUGCUAUGAUCUUCAAUGGAACCACUGACCUGAUCGGCUCACAGGCCAAAGACUAUUCAUCUCUGGUGGUCUUCUGCAUCUUUUUUGGCGUCUCCUACGGCAUGGUGGGGGCGCUGCAGUUUGAGGUUCUCAUGGCAAUAGUUGGUACUGAGAAGUUCUCCAGUGCCAUCGGCCUGGUCCUGCUCAUGGAGGCUAUUGCUGUGCUGGUGGGGCCACCUGGUGCAGGGUGGCUGCUCGAUGCCACCAAGAACUACAUGUGCGUCUUCCUGCUGGCAGGAAGUGAGGUGGUCCUCGCAGCUUUGGUUUUGGCUAGUUGCAACUUUCUGUUCAUCAAAACCAAGCCCUCAGAGCCAACGGACAAACUCGAGAGCAUCGCGGUGACUGAGGACACCAAGACGGAGACAGCGUGCAGCAAACCGGUAGAGACGAGCGACGAAGAGGAGAAGGGAGCGAGAGAGGAGCAGGAGAAGGAGACAAAGAAGGAUGCGAUGAAGGAGUUGAAGGAGGAGGACGAGAGAGACAAAGAGGACGUGGACGAUGCCAGGCCAAAGAGCGUCACAGUGGACUCACAGGCAGUGGAAAGGUUCUUGAAAGAGCCACAACCAAACGGCAGCAUGGCCACCAGUCCAGAAACAUGUCUGUGAGUUUGAGUGAAGGACGCUGGACAGGAUUUCUAACCGGACAGCUCA
Molecule: messenger RNA, 1620 nt
Organism: Stegastes partitus (bicolor damselfish)
Lineage: Eukaryota; Metazoa; Chordata; Actinopteri; Pomacentridae
Gene: slc16a3a
Product: solute carrier family 16 member 3a
Exons: 5
Coding region: 1-1575 (524 amino acids)
Biological process (GO): monocarboxylic acid transport; transmembrane transport
Cellular component (GO): basolateral plasma membrane
Molecular function (GO): lactate:proton symporter activity
Source: RefSeq, a predicted model, not a curated record